Messenger RNA from Theobroma umbraticum, 414 nucleotides. RefSeq lists its product as uncharacterized. The record is from RefSeq and is a predicted model, not a curated record. Lineage: Eukaryota; Viridiplantae; Streptophyta; Magnoliopsida; Malvales; Malvaceae.
AUGGAAGAUAAUAAGGAAGGAGGGAUCGUGAAGAAAGGUCACGAUGACGGGGUGGAAAUGGCAGUUUCCCUUUUGCGAGAGUUCGAGCUCCCCGAAGGGCUUCUCCCUCUAGCCGACGUGGUUGAAGUGGGGUACGUGAAGGGCACUGGGUACAUGUGGAUAGUGCAGCAGAAGAAAGUGGAGCAUGAGUUCAAGAUGAUCAGCAAGCUGGUGAGCUAUGACACUGAGAUCAAAGGCUUCGUCGACAAGAAAAGGAUCAAGAAGCUCAAGGGAGUGAAGGCCAAGGAGCUGAUGCUGUGGCCUCCCGUGAGUGAGAUCACCAUUGAUGAUAAGCAACCAGGGAAGAUCCAUUUCAAGAGUCUUGCCGGGAUCACCAAGACUUUCCCUGUUGAGGCUUUUGCUGCUGGCCAGUGA